AUGCCGCAAGGUAUGCGCGCCGAUGCACGCAUUUUUGGGUUACUGAUCGAUUUUCUUGUGGAUUUUGAAGCGACUAAGUUGUAUUGCUUCGUCCACAAGGUGCCUGUUUGCGGAGAAUGUAUAUGCUACCCGGAGCACCAAAUUUGUGUGGUCCGUACGUACUCCGAGUGGGUAAUUGAUGGGGAGUAUGAUUGGCCUCCUAAAUGCUGCAAAUGCCAAGCCGUGUUGGAUGAGGGGUCAAAUCCUCAAACGACAAGAUUGGGCUGUUUACAUGUUAUACAUAAUAGUUGCUUAGUGUCACACAUUAAGAGUUUUCCUUCUCAAACUGCACCAGCUGGGUACAUCUGUCCAGGCUGUUCAACUUCGGUAUGUUAUGGUUUUGCGGAGAAUGACAUUUCAUUUGGUCGCAUCAUUUUUUUUCUUGAAACAAAUUUUGUUCCUUCUGCCACUUACUGGGUCUGCUUUUCCCAUCCUUCUGGAAGUUCUGAACUGAGAUGGAUUGCUGCAAGUGAUCAACUUGUUGCAGAUAUGGCCUCCAAAAAGUGUCAAAGAUUCUGGAUCACGUCUUCAUUCAAAUCUGAAAGAAGCAAUAAUGCAGUCAGAAUAUAUGGUUUUGCCAUCACCGUGAAUGAGAAUUUGCUUGAGUCUCCCGAACAGACUGGUUUGGAGAAGAACUUGUUCGGCAACCAUCCAGUUUCGUUUGCAACAGAGAACAGAGAUCCUCCUCCGGCAUUUGCCUCAGAACCACUGAUGCAUCCAUCCGCUGGAAAAGAUGCUGUGCCUCCUGCAACGGGCUUUACAAGGCCCGCAAGCUUGGAUAUAGUGGAGAUUGACGGGCCCAGCUCAGCAACAUCAUCUUUGCCCAACCAUGAGCCGAAUUUUAUUAAAAACUCCAGUCCACCUGGCCCUGGUGCUACCACUCGAAAAAAUGCACUACAAGUCGAAAGACAAAACUCUGAGGUCUCAUAUUAUGCGGACGAUGAAGAUGCAAACAGGAAGAAAUAUUCGCGAAGAGGAACAAUUCGUCAUAAGUUCCUUAGGUCAUUGCUGCCUUUUUGGUCGAGCGCGUUGCCAACUCUACCAGUGACGGCCCCACCAAGAAAAGAUGCAUCGCAUGCAGAUGAUGCCUCAGAGGGUCGUGCAAGACAUCAUAAGUCUUCUAAAAUGGAUCCAAGAAAAAUCCUCUUAAUAAUAGCUAUCAUGGCUUGCAUGGCCACAAUGGGUAUAUUGUAUUACCGAAUUGCACAAAGGGGUCUCGGUGAAGAUUUGCCUGAUGAUGAGGUCCAGUGAUUGAUGGUUUGUUAACCAAGCUCACUCGUAUCAGUACCUUUGCUCGACUGCAAUAAUGUAUUGUUUUUUCCAGCCAUGAACAGGUCUUUCUGCUCUCGAUGUUUUUCAUGUCGAAGAUCUUUCUAGUGGCUCAACUGUUGUGGCUGUUUUUGUUUCUGUAUAACUGAGUUUGAUGCUUUUUUGGUUAUAGAAAUUUUUAGUCUCUAGGAAUUAUGACUUGUGAGUUGUGACCUGUUUUAAUGUUUUGUAUGUGAUUUUUUUUCCCCCAAUUUUACUGUAUUUUCCAAAUUUUAUUGUUUUAUGUUUAUGUUUUUAUUUCAACCUUAACAGAAGGAAGACAUUUUGGUACCUGAGUUUGGCCGUUGUUUAAUUGCUAUCUUAAUCUUCUUUCCGCUUUC
This is a messenger RNA of Striga asiatica, 1688 nucleotides long. NCBI's taxonomy places the organism in Eukaryota, Viridiplantae, Streptophyta, Magnoliopsida, Lamiales, Orobanchaceae. The record is from the annotation of a GenBank genome assembly.